GUCGACAUUAAAAUUACCUAUUUAACCACUCUUUCAAAACGACCCAGUUUUAUCAUUUUGAAUUGAACCCCAAGACUCCUCCUCUCGCCGGAGAAUCAAAUUCCUGCCGCGAAUUUCCUUCAUUUAUCGCUGGGCAAAAUGAGGCGGCCGGCCUACUCCACUUCUCCGAUCAAUUUCAGUGCUAUGACGCGGAAGGUCGACGUCGACAACCGGAUCUCUAUCCGCAAUUACUAUCGUAUCGCUGAUAAUCUCCUCAAACAGGCAAAUAUCUAUAGGGAGGAGAAAAACUUGAUCGACUUGUAUGUUAUACUGCUAAGAUAUUCAAGUUUGGUGUCAGAAACUAUACCAGACCAUAAAGAUUACCAAGUUUUAUGUCCCAAAGAAAGAUCUUUCUCUAAGAAGAAAUUGCUCUCCGUGCUAGAUGAGCUGGAGGCCUUAAAGCCGAAAGUGCAUCGUCAGUUAGAUGAACUCAAAAAAGUUAGCACCGAUAGUCAGAUGCAUCAGUUUGAUGGUCCAACUAGUAUUUCCUACACGUCAUCAGUAAAUAACAAAGCCUCCUUAAACUACAGUACCAAGCAGCUGUCCCAACCGAUUACAGCGUCUUCGUCUUCACUGAAGCAGAAUAACGAUUAUACUCGAUUUUCUUCACCAAAACCUGUUGAGUCUCAAUUCCAGAAGAUGUCUCUUGGUUUACCUCUUCCAAAUCAGGAAACAUUAUCCAGGCAUUCAUUAUUAGGACCAACUGGUCUUCGUGGUCAAUGGCUUGGGCCAAGGGCUGAGGUUAAGGUUAAUUAUCCCACUAAUAUUGUUGUGGAUACUAAUGAAUUCUCAAGCCUGAAUCAGGUUGGGCAACAAGAACUUGUGGCAGCAAAUGUUAGUGAUUCAAAUGUGGAAAAGUCAACAAUCGAGUCUGUGCUAUCUUUGGAUGAUGGUAGAUGGCUUUCUGAGGAAUCUGGUAUUCUCCAAGGGAAUGCGGAGAGAAAUGAUUUUCAGUUAAGCAAUAUCAGACAACCUUCUCCACCUCCUGUCCUGGCACAAGUGAUGCCCGAACAUCGACACAUAUCACCAUCAAGGGUUGCGGACCCAAGGCCAGGACCACCGAAUUUCUCUCAGGAUGGGUUGACUAAUUCCAAUUCGUACCAAGAUCUUCACAUUCCAGUGAAGAUACUGGACGAUUUCUUGAGAUUGGCACGAGAAAAUACUACAAGGAAUUUGGAGACGUGUGGUGUUCUUGCUGGUUCACUUAAGAAUAGAGUAUUUCAUAUUACGACGCUCAUUAUCCCAAAGCAGGAGUCGACUUCAGACUCGUGUCAAACUUUGAAUGAAGAAGAGAUUUUUGAUGUUCAAGACAAACGCUCCCUUUUUCCUCUUGGAUGGAUUCACACACAUCCAACACAAACAUGCUUUAUGUCUUCUGUUGAUCUUCACACUCAUUAUUCAUAUCAGGUCAUGUUGCCGGAAGCAAUUGCAAUUGUUAUGGCUCCUACAGACACACAAAGCCCUCAUGGCAUAUUCCAUCUCUCCGACCCUGGUGGUGUCUCUGUCAUUCGAAACUGCCAACAGCGUGGGUUCCAUCCUCAUGAAGAGGCCGAGGAUGGAAACCCCAUCUAUGAGCAUUGCUCCCACGUUUAUAUGAAUGCCAAGUUGAAGUUUGAUGUGGUCGAUCUUCGUUGAGCGUGUGGGGUGGUUACAUCGGGAUAUUCAGAGAAGCUGCACAUUAUGAGAGGCUGUACAGGUUCAUUUACAAAUUUGCUUCCCGCAUGAUGACUUGUGUAGAUUCAUUUCUGAAUUUUGUAAACUAGAUCAGCUAUUGCUUGGAUAUCGACUAUCUGGAUUAUAGUGGGUAGCUGAUGCUGCUAUAUAAUUUUCGAUCGAAAUCGAGCUCCUAUUUUCAUGAGCAAUUAGACACGUUUUGUUAAUGACAUGGCCCUGCUGUAAUUAUCACUAUUGUUUCUAAUUGUAUUUCUUGUAUGAUUUUGCUGAUAUUUUUCCUUGCAAUGGAGAGUUGGUGGUAUUUGAAA
Salvia miltiorrhiza (redroot sage) is the source of this 2021-nucleotide messenger RNA. RefSeq names its product AMSH-like ubiquitin thioesterase 3. Gene Ontology annotation, cellular component: membrane; endosome. The transcript has 14 exons. Bases 139 to 1674 code for a protein of 511 amino acids. Gene Ontology annotation, molecular function: K63-linked deubiquitinase activity; metal-dependent deubiquitinase activity; protein binding. Lineage: Eukaryota; Viridiplantae; Streptophyta; Magnoliopsida; Lamiales; Lamiaceae. The record is from RefSeq and is a predicted model, not a curated record. Gene Ontology annotation, biological process: protein K63-linked deubiquitination; protein K48-linked deubiquitination.